Chenopodium quinoa (quinoa) is the source of this 3025-nucleotide messenger RNA. RefSeq lists its product as uncharacterized. Bases 1604 to 2512 code for a protein of 302 amino acids. The transcript has 8 exons. The record is from RefSeq and is a predicted model, not a curated record. NCBI's taxonomy places the organism in Eukaryota, Viridiplantae, Streptophyta, Magnoliopsida, Caryophyllales, Amaranthaceae.
ACGGAGUAUCGAGUGCAAGCGUGAGCCGAAGGGGUAAUUCAAGUUCAUCAGCCUGAUUUGCGAAAUCAGUAAUUGAAGAGGCAACUAUGUCAUUUCCUUACAAAGGGUGAGGGGCAUUUUGCUCGCUACGGUCAUUAAUUGGGAAAACGUCUAAAUGACAUGGCAGACGUUCUUCAUAGUCAAACUAACGGUUGACUAGUUUUUUUUUCAACAUCCGUCUUUGAGCAAAUUGUUGUAACGUUUCUGGAUACUUUCCCAAAUCUCUGAAAACCUAGGGCGACAUUCUCACCGAUUGUUGCUUCUGUGGCUAGAACUCUGACACUCUGUCAUUGGGGAUCAAUUGUAAGUGAAAUUGAGGUUCUUGAGGGUUAUGCGGUUGUUGGAAUACAAUCAAAAGCCGCAAGACCGUCCCGUCGAAUUCGAAAAGAAAAGGUGCUCUUGCUACGGCUUGUGUCGUCUCUAAAUUCUUGAUUAUCUCUUCCUAUGGCUUUAUGUUUCUGGAAAUUUGUUGUUUAUUAGAUAGCUUAGAUUUUGGGAAUUAAAUGGCUUAGCUUGCGAGUCAAAUAUGUUAACUUGUUGUGUAUCCAUUUUGAAUUUUGCCCAUAGGUAUUAGUGAACAUCAUUUGUGUUCUGGAAUUUAUUGUGGAGCCCAAUUUUGCUGUAAACCAAUCCAAUUAUCGUCAAAGAAAUGUUAUGAAUUGGAAUUUGAGUAUGCAGCAUUAGAAUAAUUUCCGGAAUUUUUUUUUAUUUUUUUCCUUUAACGGUUGUUUGUGCUCAAACUUUGCAAUGUGUAUUAAUUCAUUGGUUGAUGUUCAAGGUAAGUUCCAAAUGAUGCAAGAUAGCAAACACGUUUUCCAGGCAAUGUUCAAGGGAUGAUAGUUUGACUGUCGGUGGGAAAAUAAAGGCUAAAGGUGAAGUUUUAAAGGAGUUUUUUAAGGCGAGGUCUAAGGUAUUGUACAAUGUGUGUUGUUCUCCAAGUUCAGGUAAAUGUUAUGUUGUUGUUAUUGUUUCCAUUUAACGUAUCUUACCCAAAUUCAACAGCCACCAAACUUGAAUUGUCGAGUGGAGAGUUUUGCCAGAAUCUGUCAAACCUUUGACUCACGUAGGAGACGGUGGGUUGCCGAAAUGGGAUUUGGAGGGCUGUUGUAUUUAUCUGGUGACAUGCAUCUUCCAAGGCAGUUGGGGUACUAGUUAGUGACCCGAAUGGAUCCCAUUAGUAAGAUGUUACUAGCCCCGGAUGGAAGGUGUUUAAGGUUGUCUAAAAAUCAAGUUCAUUGGGUCCUUGGCAUCCCUAAUGGAACAAAGAUACUUCCCUCAUGAAAAACAUUAAAGAGUGCACAACGGGAUAAGGUGAAAAAAAUAAUUGCAAAAUACGGGGCAACACGGAAUAAUGGACAACCAGACGUCUUUGAUAAAGUAAGAAUUCCGGUCUACCCUGAGUUAAUGGAGAGGCUUGAGUGUUACUGGGAAGAGAACGAGGAGGAAGAGUUCAAGACACUCUUCUUAUUGAUUGCUUUAGAAAUGUUGUUGUGUCGUACGUUGUCCACUAGAUUGUCUUCUGACCUGGUACCUGCUUUGACAUGUGCUAUGGAAGCCGUUCAAUAUGAUUGGUGCACUCUGGUGCUAUCCAAACUGCUUAGUAGUGUCCGGUCCUUCGCUCGUAGAUUUUAUUCUUAUGGGCAUGCUGGUGGAUGUGGUGGAUGCAUUUUAUUUGUCGUGGGAGGUUGUACAAUGGGGUGUUUUCCCUAGGCUGAAGGUUUGGACCAUGAAGGACAUGUUGAUUGCUAGCAAGGAGGACAGAGCACCCAAUAGAGGUGAUUAUGGAUGCAAAGGGACCCUGGAUGUUGCUUAUGGUGAGAUUCAUCCAAGGCAGGCUAGAGAUACGGAUGGACCUGGUGUUGUAACUAAGGAGAUUAUUGAACAUGAUAUUGAUUUCACAGCGACUCCUAGACGUCGUAGAGGAGCGUCAUCAUCAAAGAUCCCUCGCCAGGAAGCUGGAAACACUUACGCAGUUGAAAGUGCAAGUGUUGUUGCUGUUGUUUCUGAAGAACCGAACCAAACACAUGGCAAAUUAUUAGUUCGGUCCGAUGGUUUACCGCAUGUUGGUUAUUUAGAUGAUUGGAGAAGGUUUCUACCUACAGGAGCUCUCUCCCUGCUACGAAAGAUGAUUUUGGGGGUAAUGAGCGCUUCUAACUAUUGCAUUAUGGGUGAUUGGCCAUUAAUUUUAUCGUCUGCAUUUCUUCAGGUAGUAUCGUUCGAUGGACAAUUAGAUUACAAUAUCGUGAUGCUCCCUUUAUUGUCAACAUUCAUUUGCAAUCCUAGAUGUUCUAUGCUAUUGGUUGUCUCAGAGGACUGUGGAAGAACCUUAAGUUCUGAUCUUGCUCUAUACCGGAUUUGUAUUCCUUUAACGAUAAGCGCCCGAUAUGAAAUGAUGUUGUUAUCUGCUGACUCCAUAACACCAGAUAUCAGUUCUAUCAGUAGACCGUUAAGUUGGUUGACCUUUCUAUUUUGAUAUUAGGUUCAAUCUUAUUGCUUAAUCACAGGAUAUCCUUUUCUGUGACCAGAUGUUAAACAUACAACAAGUUUAUCACGAUAUAUUUGUCUCUUGCGUGAAAGGCCUCACAACUUCCAACCUGUCAAGGAACAUGUUGCUGGUACAAAGGAGUCAUGCGUAAAACUGCAAAACGCCCCUUAACUUAGUUGAGCCCCCCUUGUUUGUGCUAAUUUAGGUAAUUCUUUUAAUAUAUUAUACUAGGCAAUGUAUAACAACUUGUAGUCUUGUACUAUUAUUGUGGUUUUUUUUAUUAGAGUUGUAUUAUUAUUUCUGUACUACAGUUUAUAAUUGAGGCAUUAGUUUAACUCACACACACAAACCAUGUAUUUCUCUACUUUAAGUGCGAUUUGUGAAAACAAAUAUUCAACAGUUAUAUUCUCACUCUAAAAUUUGUCCAACAGGACCUUGAAUAUGAGUAUGGCCCAACCGAAUUAUAAAGCCCAUCCAACUCAUCCUAAGUGAGCCAACAGA